AACAAGCGUAGGCGGGUUGCAAGCCAGUGGAAAUCAAAGAAAUCAAAGAAGGUGGCAAGCAACGAGCAAGAGAACAUAGCAGAUGGAAGUGAAAAACGUGGUGAUAUUGCAGAAACUGAAGAACAAGUACAAAUCGAUGAUGGUGAUGGAAAUUUCUUUAUACAACGGAGGAAGAACCCAGAGAGAUUGUUUCAUAUGGAGCCUCCACACGUAGGUACCCUUGGAAAUCUAGUAUCUAGAGUGGCCGCAUUGGAACGAAAUGGCUGUGAGGUGGAGAAGUUUGUAGAUCUGGUAUCUAGAGUGUUAUCAUUGGAAGAAGACUGGCGAGUGCCAAACACCAGAGUCAAGCUUUCGGUAUGUCAAAGUACUACCAUUCAAGCGAUUUGCUGUGAUGUUGUUUUAGGUUUCCGUAAUAAUGAAUUGAUUUGUUGUUGUUUCGCUGUCAUAAAUGACAAGAUAAAGAAGCAAGCAAGGAAGGAGAGAACAUUGUAAAACGAAAGGGUAAAGCCACAGAUGUGGGAGAACCAGAAAUACGAGAAGAUUACGACACAAUAAAAUCACCGCAUGUGUCAAUGGAGGAAGAAGACGACAGACUACAUGAAGAGGCUGUCAACACUCUUACGCUAAUGAGCUCCAAAACCUUUGUAGUUGGAACAAUAGAUAAUUAGAUGUAGUAAGUUGAUGAUGCAAAGGCCCAAGCAUUGAAGGGAGAUGAAGAUGAACCCCCAAAGUGCCUCAUCCAACAUCAUUACGUCAAGUAAACCCAUUAAGAGGAGUGCAAGGAUUGCUGCAUUGUCUGAAAAAUUAAAUACCAACUACUUGGUUGUGUAUGGCCCAGUUGAUAAAGAAAAGGUUAGAGCAUUGAACGCUUUCAUAAAAGAAAAGUAAGUAUCUUGUGAUACCGAAGUCACUAUUUUUUUGUAAAUAAAAUCUUUGUCUAACUUGAAGUAGCUGUCUGUCUUUGGCAGAGGAGAUUCUACAUAUCCGCCUGGUAAUGUCUUUACGGCCAAAGAGUUCUUCCAGACAUUUAUGAAGCCGAGGAGUUGGUUGUCAUUCGUUGCAAGUCAAAUAGGUUAUUAAUUCCCUAGGUAUGUGUACGUAAUUCUAAGCUUCUUAUAUCAUCUUGUAUAGGACCUUGAUGUACCCUUAGCGAUGUACCGAGUAAGGUUUUCCCAAAAUCCAACUGAUUUCAUAUCUCCAAGGAUUGCAAUACUGGACGCAGUUUUCCAAACGUGGUGGAGUAGUCAGUACAAGGAGUGGUUAGGAGAUCAGUCGAACAUACCAAAGGGAGUCUAUGAUUACUACAGAGGUAAGAGGCCAAAGAUUAUCCCACCCGGCAAGUAAUGGGGAUGAGUUGUCGAUACACUAUAUUCAGUUCUGAUGGUAGAAAACAGUCACUGGGUCAUGAUGGUCAUUUCUAUCCCGGACCGGACUAUCGAAAUCUAUGAUAGUAUGACCGGUCUGAUUCCUAUGGAGAUUAUCACGCAGGCGGAGAUACCUUUUGUUCGCAUGGUUCCUUACGUCUUGUAUGCUUGCUCUGAUCCUGAAGUUAAGCAGGUUAUGGAUACUACCAUGUAUUCCAUCCAAUUUGUAACGGAUGGGGUUCCACAAAUAAAACCCCCUUAUGGAGACUGUGGAAUUUACGCAGUCAAAUUCAUUGAGUGUCUAGUAAUGGGUGUGGCAUUUGCAGAUGAACAUCUUCGUGAUUCUAAUAUGAUGCUAUGAGGAGAAAACUUGCUGCAGAGAUGUACGAUGAAACAAGGCAUCUUGAAGAUAUUUGUUAGAUACCAUACAAUGGUUUAGAUAUCAUAAACAAAGGUUGGCAAGCUUUGCGAUUUUUCAUGUUUUCAAGUUCAUUCUUUUUUUUUAAACAUGUUAAGUUCUUUUGAAUUGUUGCAGACGUCUCUGUCGUCAAUUUGUUGUAAUGUUUUUUUUAAAAUAAAUGAUUGCGCGGAGCCACGUCGACUACUAUAGAGAGAAAAGACAAAUAAUUAUUAUUAUAUUUUAUUUCUAUUUCACAUGGGCCCUUAAUGUAGCUGGGCUUAUCCUGUGUUUUCGCCCUGCCAGUACAGGCAAGCCAUUCCUUAGAAACGCAAGCCCUGCUUCUUUCAAAGAGUUCUUCUCCAUCGUCAACUUCAUCGUCCUCUUCACUUCAGCGUCUUACUCUUCACUCUUCCAGGGAAACACCUGCUUCGGCAAUUUCUAUCAUAAGAUAAUCUUUCUAGGUCUCUGUUUUUGUGUAAUUUUUCUGAUUAAAAAUUCCCCUAUUUCAACUUUUUAGCCUUACCAAGCCAUGCCAGUACAGGCAAGCCUUCUCAGGACACGCAAGCCUUGCUUCCUUAAACCGGUUCUUCUCCCUAGUAAACUUUUCGUCCUCCUCACUGGUGAGUACUAUGGAGUUCCCUUGCAGUUUGUUUUCUGACGAAACAAGGCCAGAUCCAGCGAAUUUUAUAAACUACAACUCCACUUUCAAGUCCCUGAAAGCAGUAAAAGAUGUAUUUAGUGUUGAAGUGUGGGAUUAUGUUGACAAUUCACCACUAGGGAUAAUUAUAAAGUUCAUGGAUCUGGAGUUUGCAUGGAGCUCAACAUUGGUUCAUUACUUUCUUUCUAGACAACUCUAUUGCAAGAAACAACAUGACAUUUUUUUUUAUAGGAAAACAGCCUGCUCGUUUCUCGUUAUAUGAGUUUGAAGAUAUCACAUGUUUAAACUGCAAACCACUAUGGAUUUGGAGAUUUUCGAGCAGUAUCUCUGGGAAAGAGUGGCUUUCGUUGAACUUGUUCAGCAGAUUAAGGACGCAAUUGCAACGAAAAUCAAGGGCAACAGUUAUGUCUGCAAGGGGUUCGUGCAAGUAAUCCAGGUUUGGGCUUACGCUUAUAUACCCGGUCUUGGAGAAGCAAUUGGGCGUCCUAUCAGGUCAAAUGGUCCAUGCUUACUGAGGUUCAAAGGCAAGUAUGGAAAGCUCCCCUUGGGUUUUAUACUUGAGAAAGCGAAGGUAACUUGUAUGUCCCAGCGAAGCGUAGAUGAAGUUCAUCCAGUUUGGGAACACCAAGAUGAGGAUCCUGAGAUUGACAACCUCUUGGAGUUCCUUCACCAAGACAAUUCCCUGAGUACCAUUACUUGGCAAGCCCUGCCGGAGUACCCAUUGACACCGAUUGAAUGUAACAAGCGUAGGCGGGUUGCAAGCCAGAGGAAAUCAAAGAAAUCAAAGAAUGUGGCAAGCAACGGGCAAGAAAACAUAGCAGAUGGAGGUUAAAAACAUGGUGAUAUUGCAGAAACUGAAGAACAAGUACAAAGCGAUGAGUUUUUGAAAAUUCUGGCAGAAUUUUAUUUCAGCUGUUGUCUGAAAAAGUGGAGGUUUUGGAAAAGCAAUUUAAUAGUGUAACGGUCUCAGCAGUUUUUUAAUCUGCAGGUGGCAUUACCAUAGAUAAUCUAGCAUCUCGAAUCACUCAGCUGGAAGAAAUUAUGCUAGUAAAAACACCCGCACACAAUCGGUUCUCUAACACAAAGCUACCAGCAAAACCAGCGAAAAUAGAAGGCAGCACAGGAGAGACUACAUUACAAGGAACUGAUGGACACCAGGACCCGGGAAAAGAAAGAGACAAGGAAGAAGGCAAACUAGUCAGUGAAGAUCACCCAGACAACCCAGAGGAAGAGAAUACAGUAGAAGACAUGGAAGGGGAACUGCCAUUUGAGAGGCAAGGCAUAAAUGUUGGAAGAUCCCCCAGAAAACCCAGAGGAAGAGUAUGCAUGAUAGGCCAUGGAUUUUACCCACUUUUAGCCAUGAUUUAUAAGUGUUUUAAUAACUAAUUGCUACAAUAUAGAGUCUAUUUAGAGUAUUUACAGGUUCAGAGACGAUUUGAAGCAAAGUGUUGAUUUUGGUGUCUUUUGGAGUCUUUUGAGUGCAGAGCUGCACAGACGCGUCAGAUAUCUAGCUAUGGAUGGAGACCUUACCACCGUUAGAUUGAGCUAAUCUCUUGACACAAGAUAGAGCGUUGAGUUAGCUUUCCAAUGCCACCGGUUUGAGAGAAGAGAGGAACUCCUUCAGAGUCCUCUUGGAACUCAAUUGGUUUUAUAAUAUCUAUUUCAAUUUCUUAUAUAUUCAUCUAUGAUUUUCUGUGACAACUUCAUGCCUGAAUAGAUCCACCUGUUAGGUUUAGGGUUCAGAUAGUCAUGAGAGAUUAGCCCGAACUAUAGAUUGCAAAGUUGUGAUAUUCAUCUUUAGGAUUGUCAUUAAUGUCUGUUUCUAGAUUAGCUACCUAGAACUUGCCCUAGGAAUUGUAGACAUAAGCGAUAGCUUGCAUCUCACCCUGAAUCCAUCCUAAUUGAGCUAAGAGUGCUAGAGUAAGACGAGAGCUGAACUAGGAAGCUUAGUGAGCACAUUCAAUCCGCGCGUUAAAGCUUGACCGAGCGCGUCGAUCGAUAUUCCAAUCGAAUAAUCUGUCGACGUUUCAACAAGUAUAUUGAUCGAUAUUCCUAUAGAAUAAUCGAUCGACAUUGGUCAAUAGACAAACCUAGAAAACGAAAACCUAUCGGUUUGUUUAUAAGUGUUGAGCUCUAUAAUAUCAUGCAUGCAACUUGUUAGGCAUCUAUAAGAUUAUAAUCUUGAUUGCUUGAAUAGAAACCCUAAGUCUAGCAAACCAUUCUUCCACCAAAACCCCAAUAAAAUGAAUCGAGCAAUUACUUUGCUCACAAACUUGCAACUUUACAUUUAAAAUCAUUAUAUCAACCUAGCUAAAUCAAUCUGAUUUGAUUUAUUUGGUUCCCUAGCUCCCUGUGAAUUCGAUCCCUAAGUACUACAACUCGACCUCUUAUUUGAGAGAGUAUAAAUCACUACUUAGGGUAAUUUGAGUGAUAUCAAUGCAGGAGAAGACAUGGAAGAGGAACUGCCAUAUGAAGGGGAAGGCAUAGAUGUUGGAGAGGGUGCACCACAAACAAAAAGGGACGAUCACACAGACAACCCAGAUGAAGAGAAUGCAGGAGAAGAAGGCGAUGAAGAACAAGGAAAUGAACAAUCACAAUCAAAAUCUACGGUUUGUAGACUCUUGCAGGAAAUAAAUCAAUGUUACUCGUUGGAGGAAACCGAGCCUUCAAAAAUACAGAAUCACUGCUUGUUAAUACCAAAGGUUGAAGAGACUUCUGAGUCCAAAAAGGAACCAGAUUAUGAAAAGGCUACUACAGUAUCCUCAGAGUCACUCAACCCACAUCCUUUCGCACGAAUGAAGAAAACAGACAAACUUGCAGCCACUUCAUCUGCCUCAGUCACCACUGGCGUGCCUUAUGAAGACUUGUUGGUUAAAGUGGCUGAAAGAAAGACCAGCCGUUUGCAGAAUCGGGCAAACCAUCCCCCUCCUAGGUAUGAAAAGAAUAGGAUACCUCUCUUGUCGCAGAACCUAAGAAGCCCAUUUGAACCUGGCACCCAAGUUAAGGGGGGUUUGAACAGAUAUGCGAAGCUUUACACAUUAACUGAACUGGAGGAGGUUGUAUAUGGGAAAGUUGCAGAGUCAAAAGUUGCAGAGCUAACCUUUUUUAUGAGUAGAAAGGAUUCCGUUUAUCCAAUUGGCUCACCGACGCGUGCCAGUGAAUUCUUCGAAGUUUUUAUGAAGCGGAGGGAAUGGUUGGAAGACGAGCACAUGGACGCAGCUUUAAGUUUUUAUAGAUUAAGAUUCCAAGAACACCCAAGUAUGUUCCCAUCUACAAAGAUUGCUAUUAUGGACGUAGCCUUCCAGAUGCUCUGGGCACAUCAGUACGAGAACUGGAAAGCAAAUGAAGCCCUUCCUGGUGGGAUGUUUUUCUACUACUACGGGCUUGCUCCACGAUAUGCUGAAACAAAGAUGUGGUGCGGGGAGGAUGUGGAUACGAUUGUUUCCUGUCUUAAUGUGCAUAACAACAGUCAUUGAGUAGCCAUGGUUAUUUCCAUCCCGGAUCGGACUGUCAAAAUCUAUGAUAGUGGGAGUCCUAAGCCAGGGGAUGUUCAGUUAAGGAAAGCGGCGGAGCCGUUUGCUAUAAUGGUUCCCUACGCGUUAUGGUUUUACGCAGAAGAGAAACGCAAGCCAUCUGUGGAUCGUACUGACUUUAAAAUCGAGUGUAUAUGGAAUGGGGUUCCACGAGCAAGACACCCAUUUGGGGACUGUGGAGUUUAUACACUAAAAUUCCUUGAGUGUCUAAUGAUGGGUGUUGAGUUUAAACGAAAAUUUCUUAAGGACGUCAACAUGGGGGUAGUGAGGAAAAACCUCACAGCGGCGAUGUAUGUAGAAACAGCAAGAGCAAACGCGAAUAUGUGGGAUCCCGAAUUUGUAACAUACGCGAUUGAUUCGUUUGUUCCAGCAAAAUAGAAAUUCUGUGCAACAUUUUUUGUGAAGGUACACUGACAAGGAAAUACACGUUUCAUCAUCGUUUUGGCUGUUUUGUCAACUGUGUCCUUGCUAUUAAAAUAUCAAACAUUGCUGAUAGUUUGCAAAGUUUAUAUUUUCCCUUUUAACUAGUUCCAAGCUCAAAAAAAUAUUUAAAUUCAAACUUUGAAAUAGAUUUUCUUGCACCUUAGGAUCACUGGGCCUGGAAGAAAACUAAAAGAAACAACGGCAAGGCGAUAAUGUGUUCGCAAUAUACCCGCAGAUUGAUGGCAAGGCAACAGCAACCGUUGGCCAGUUUAAAGCUGAUGACACCCCUGCUGGUUCCAUGUUGUUGCCUUGCUCUGUACGACU
Molecule: messenger RNA, 6702 nt
Organism: Brassica napus (rape)
Lineage: Eukaryota; Viridiplantae; Streptophyta; Magnoliopsida; Brassicales; Brassicaceae
Exons: 5
Coding region: 4873-5898 (341 amino acids)
Source: RefSeq, a predicted model, not a curated record